AUGGCUCAGAAUAAUAGUAUUGAAGCUCUCAUUGAUACUUGGGACUAUGCUGAUGGAGACAAUAUGGACGAGUAUCUAAAGGAACUUGGAAUUGGUAUGAUGGGACGUAUGAUGGCUAAGCAAGUAAAACCUCGUUUAAUUAUUACUGAAACAGAUGGUAAAUGGACACUUCGUACAGAGACAACUUUUAAAACGACAGUAGUAGAAUUUACACCAGGUGUUGAAUACAACGAAACAACAGCCGAUGGGCGUGAACUUAAAGGGAUCAUUCAAUUUGAUGAUGGCAAGUGGAUUCAAAAGAUGCAUGAUAAAAAUGGUAAAUUAUCAAUGAUAACACGUUGGAUAGACGAAAAAGAUCAACAACAAAUUAUUUUAGAAUGUGGAACAGCUAAAGUUCAUAGAUUCUACAGACGAGCACAAUAG
Rotaria socialis is the source of this 423-nucleotide messenger RNA. The record is from the annotation of a GenBank genome assembly. Lineage: Eukaryota; Metazoa; Rotifera; Eurotatoria; Philodinida; Philodinidae.